Messenger RNA from Monoraphidium neglectum, 7572 nucleotides. Its product is annotated as flagellar associated protein. The transcript is spliced from 41 exons. The annotation marks the transcript as partial. Gene Ontology annotation, molecular function: protein binding. Lineage: Eukaryota; Viridiplantae; Chlorophyta; Chlorophyceae; Sphaeropleales; Selenastraceae. The record is from RefSeq and is a predicted model, not a curated record.
AUGAAGGGGGUCGGCAUCAAAGUCAGCCCCGCGGCAGUGGAGCUGCGGGAUGUCGAGCCAGGCGUGCCACAACACGGCGCUGUUGUCAGUGUCAAGAACCUCGACGGCAAGCGCUCGCACAGCGUGCGCGUCCGACCACCUGCGGGCAGGCGCUUUGCCGUGCACGGCCUACUGCAGACGGAGCGCCUGGCCCCGGGCAUGGAGGCGACUUUCGAGGUCGUGUUUGAUACGCGAGGCCUGGAGCCCGGCUGCGACUCGUUCGACCGGCUUUCAGUGCUGUCGGAUGCGGGCGAAACGGAGGUCCCGCUGCGGGCACUGGCUCCAAAUCCCCGCCUGCGCCUGCAGAGCGGCGGCGCGAGCGCCUCCAGCAGCGGCGGUACCAGCACCAGUGGCAGUGUGGGGCUGCUUGAGUUUGGGCUGGUGCAGGCUGGCAGCAGCCAACUGCGCCGGCUGCGGCUGGUAAACGAGGGGUCGCGGCCUGCAGACUGGAGGGCGCUUGUGGAAGGGGGCGUGCCUUUGAAGCUGGAGCCGGCUGCUGGGCGCCUGGAGGCCGGGGCUGCGGUCGAAUUGGUGGCUGUGCUGGCGGUGCCUGAUGCGGGCACCUUGUCUGGAGAGCUCUUGAUUCACAUGGCCCGGGCACACGGCGGCAGCGACGGCACCGGCAGCAUCGGCACCCACGGAGGCGGCGGCAGCACCAACGGGAGCGGCACCGGCAGCAACGGCGGAGGCGGCAACGUGAGCAAGGAAGCAGCUAGCCAGCAGGGCGCUGGCGGUGCGGCUGGCGAGCGACAGUGGGACAAAGAACUGGCGGCGCGUUGCCCAGUCGGAGCGGCGGUGGUCGCGUGCACGUACGAGCUGCGGUCAGAGGGAGGAGGCUGCGUCAAGGCGGUCGACUUUGGAGCUAUGUACAUGGGGGAGCGCAGCACACGCCAGCUGCUGCUGAACAACGGCGGCCCGUCCGAGGCGCGCUUUGACCUUUCCUUUGGCCCUGCGUCGGAAAUGGGAGCCGCAGACGGCUCUGGGCCUGCGGGCAGUGGCGGCGGCGGUAGUGGGGACGACCCGCACACCAGCUUCCUGCGCCUGGCACGUGUGCGGGCCAAAGCGCGCGAGGAGGCGGACUCAGCGGUGCGCGUGUCGCCGCUGGCGGGGGCCGUCCCUCCGUACGGCACGGCCCGCCUGGUGGUCUCGUUCCAGCCGCCGCACGCGGCGAGGGCCCAGGGGUUCCAGUCAAAGGAGCUGGGGGAGGACGAGGCCAUGCGCGUGUUUGACUACGUGGUGCAGAUCGACCUGACCGGCCCCACAGGCUCGCGGCCCCUUCGCCUCCCCAUCCGCGGCCGCGGCCUGCUGCCGCGCCUGCUCCCAACGCCCCGCCUGCUGCACUUUGGGGUCAUGGGCUGCGGCGAGUGGGGCGACCAGCUCGUGACGCUGGUCAACGGCUGCGCUGAGCUGCCGCUGCGCGUCGUCGCAGACACAGGCAGCCCCUACUUCAAGGCCCUCGGCAGCCACCUGGCGUCAGUUAGCUUCCUGGCAGUUUCCUCCGGCGCCGCCAGCGCGGCGGCGGCCGAGCCCCUGGCACGCGAGGCGGUCGAGGCGGUGGGCAGCUGCCAGGGUGUGCGCGAGCGGGCGGUGCGGCUGCCGGGCGGGACCGAGGCGACGCCGGAGACGUUUGCAAAGCCGAGGCGCUUCGUGGAUGAGCAGGAGGCGGCACUGUGGACCUUAAAGGCCGAGACCGGACAGCUGCCUGGCAGCUUCUCAAGGCCAAAGGUCUGGGAGACGGCGGCAAACAAGCAGGCGCUCGAGUGGAUUGGCCCUGAGGAUGGGUAUGGCGUCACCAAGGACGUGCAGGCGCGUGUGUGGCGGUUGCAGCAUGCGGACGAUUACACCAAGUUCAUCAGAGCGGGCCGGACCGCAAAGGCGAACGCGCACCUCACCCGGGAGGAGGGCGGCGAGGGCGACAAGGACAUGGGCAUGAGGCCAUACAGGCCCAAGGGCCCAGAUCCUUUGUGGACUGCCAAGCGGGAGCGCGAGGGCGGGCCCAGUGUUGCGCCAAAGGCACCUGCAUCGGCUUUGCUCGCAGCACUGCCGCUGUUCAAGGACAAGCCGGAGGGAGACAAGGAGCGUGCAGAGUGCUCCAUGGAGCUCACCCCUGCUGAGCUGGCGGGCAUCCAGGUCGCCCCCCGCACUGUUGACUUUGGGAAGGUGUCCACGGCCCAGCCGGCGUCCGCGCACUUUGUCGUCACCAACACCCUGCCCCGCGCGCUGCACGUCGCGCUGGACCUCUCUCGCGUCCCCGAGCUGGCCGGCAGCACGCCGCUGGCGCAGGUCGUGCCGCCGGGCGCCACAGCGAAGUUUCCGCUCGCGCUGAGGUGCCACGAUGUCCGAGCAAUCAGGGAGCGGUGUGAGGUGGCGGCCGAGGUGGUGCCGGUGACGCUGCGGCUGUCGGCGGAUGAGCUCAACUUCUCAUUUGGCAUUGACAACUGGGAGAAUUUUGUGGACCAGUCGCUGCUGAUGACCAACCCUCACAGCUUCCCAGUCGACUACGAAUGGGAGAGCAGCGGCGCGGCGUUCUCGGUGACCCCUCCCAGCGGCUCCAUUAAACCCAAGGGCACCGCCGAGGCGGCCGUGCGGUGGCGCCCCGCCGCCGACGGCGGCAAGGGGGGCGCAGAGGGCAAGGGCGGAAAGAGCAGCGGCGCGGCCGCGAAUAAGGCGCCCAAGACGCCGGGGGAUAAGGCCGGGGCCAAGGCUGCCCCGCCCGCCGCCGCCGCAGCCGCCGGGCCGGCGCCCGGUGGCAAGGGCACCGCAUCCCCCGACGUGGCGGCGGCAGCGGUGGCGGGGGACGAAGGGCUGAUGCAGACGGCCGUCAUGACGCUGCGGCUGAAGGGGGGCGCGGACGUGCCCCAGCGCGUCGCGCUGGUGGGGGAGCUGCCCGGCGGCUGCCUGCGCCUCAAGGAGAAGGAGCUGGCGCUGGGCGCGGUGCCCGUGGGGGAGCGGCAGGCGGCGGUCGUCACGCUGCGCAACAGCGGCACGAGAGAAGCGGCGUUCCGGGUCGUCCCCAACCCGCGUGUCAGCGUGACGCCCGACCGCGCGCGCUGCCCGCCGGAGAGCUCCCUAGAGCUGGAGGUGUCUGUCACAGUGGAGGCGCCCGGUGCGUGGGCGGCGGCGCUAGAGCUCGAAGUGCGGGGCGGCCGGCCCAUCAAGCUGCCUGUCAGGGCCGAGGGCGUCGUGCCGAGCGUGCAGGUGGCCGAGGCGUCCCUGGCGUUCCCGCCCACCUUCAUCGGCGGCACGGCCCGGCUGCCGCUCACGCUGUCCAACGCGUCCGCGGUGCCGGCCACGCUUGUGGCGAACCUUACGGCGCUGCCGGACUUCGACAUGCUGCUGCCGCGUGAGGCGUGGGCGUCUGCGGGCUACGAGAGCUGCCCUGUGCAGAAGAUCGGGGCCAACGGGGAGAUGAGCACCCUGGGCAGCAAGAGGGUGUCCCGCAGCCGGACCGGGCCCUAUGACUUCCAGCUCCCCCUCGCCUUGCACUCGGCCCCACUCACCGCCCCACCGGGCGACGGCGAGACGCAUGAAGAAAUCGGCGCCAGUGCUGGCGGCGCGCCCGCGCCGGCGGUCGCGGUGUUUGCGACCGGCGUGCAGCCGCAGGUUGUGCUGUCCAAGGGGACCUUGGACUUUGGGGCGUGCGUCGUCGGGCGCUCCGGCGGGUCGCGGAGGGCGAGCCCGUACGCGGUAGAGGUGUACGUCAGGAACAACACAGAGGGCGAGAUCCAGGUGUCGCUCGGUGACCCCAGCUCAGAGCGGCAGCCCGGCUGCCUGGGCGUGUUUGCGCUGGAGCAGCCGUGCGCGUUCACGCUGGCGCCGGAGGAGGGCGCGGGCGUCACUGUCCGGUUCACACCAAGGGACGCCAGGGCCUACGAGGCGUCCGUCCCAGUGUUCAUCCACGGCGACACAUCCAAGCCCCACCUGAGCCUCGAGCUGGCCGGCACGGGGCGCUUCCCACGCCUCACCUUUGACUCUCCGGAGGUCCUGCUGCCGCCGGUACCGCUGGGCGUGCGGUCAUGGGCGCGCUUCUUUGUCGUCAACGAUGGAUACGACAGCCUCGAGCUCAAGACCAGGCUGCCCGCCGACGAGGCGCGGCAGCCGCUGAAGCUGGAGCUGCCGGAGGGCAACCUGAUCGGGCUGGCCAAGGAGAGGCUGCCCGUGGUGGUGUCGUUUGCGAGUGGCCGCCCCCUGAGCUUCACCGCCCUCGUGGAGUUCCUGGAUGAGUCGGGGCGCUGCUUUGCGCAGACCGUCACCGGCACCACAGACAACUGCCUUCUGACAACACAGCCGUUCUUCGAGGUUAACGCGGGCCGCCUGCUGCUGACCGCGCCGCGCUGCGGGCCGCCCGCGCUGCCCCUGGAUGCGUCAGCGGACGCCUGCGAGAUGCCCUGGGAGGACGCGCUCGGCCCGAUGCACUGCUCCCAGGCGCUGGCGCGCCACCUGUCCGCCAUUACGUGCAAGCCCUGGCCGGGCGACCUGCGCAAGGCGCUGGCCGGCUCCAGAGGGAAGCUGCUGCUGGAGCUCAUCGAGACGCUGGGGAGCAAGGCUGUCAGCGUGAAGGGCUCAAAAGGGGGCGGGGCUGGUGGCGCCAACAAGACCGAAGCUGCGCGGCAGCUGGUGGCGCUGUACGAGGCGGCGCUGGCCCACCUGCGGGUCCAGGGCGCCCUGGUCAACGCGGUCAAACCAGAGCUGCUGCUGGAGGGCCCCGACUUUGACCGGCUGUCAGAGGCGCGCGGCGCGGCGGCGGCGGGGGACGCGGCGGCGGAGGAGGCGCUGGAGGCCGCGUGGGGCGACAUGGAGGCGCGCUUUGACGAGCUCGCGGCGCGGGCAUGGAGCACGGUGCUGCUGCAAAUUUUCAGGGUUUACGUGCUGGCCAAGGUGACCCCUCAGGCCCUGCGCUCGAUGCCUGGAAUGGAGAAGGCCACCGCCGCCGCGGCCGCGCUCCAGGCACGCACCGCCGCCGCAGCAGCAGCAGCAGCCUCUGCCGCCAGCGCGGCAGGAGGUGGCAAGCCUGCGCGCGGCCCUGCCGCUCCGCAGGCGCAGCAGGGCGCCCCGGCGGCCGCGGUGCGCUCGACCGGUGCAGCCAGCCGCGCACGCUCUGCCUCGACCGCCGCUGGGGCCGCCCCCGCUGCCACUGCCACGCUUGAGCCGCCGAUUGAGCUGGGGCCCGGCGACAUUCCCGGGGACGAGGUGCUGGGCGGCAGCAACGUCUACAGCACUGCGGAGGCGUGCCUGCUGGCCUGGCUCAACAUCAACCUCGCGCGCACGUUCCCCGAGAGGUCUGAGGGCAUCUCAAACCUGGACUCUGACCUCCGCAACGGCGUCGCCCUCUUCGCCUGCCUCGCCAACGCCUGGCCCCGCUUCGCGCCGCGCCGCGCGUUGGUGCGGGUGCGGCCGGCAGGGGCGCAGGAGGCGCGGCAGAACGCAGAGCUGGUGGUGUGGUGCCUGGAGGACCUGUCCCUGCCCUACGAGGUGUCAGUGGCUGACCUGGUGUCACCAGAGGCGGGUGACCUGAUGCUGCUGGCGACCUACCUGUUCCAGACGCUGCCGCAGCUGGCCCCCAAGUCAACAGUGGAGUUCCUCAGCAAGCUCAACGAGCCGCAGUUGCGCGAGGUGGAGCUGUCAAACCCCGGCCGCCGCCUGAUGUCCUACUCCGCGCGGCUGGAGGGGCACCCGGACUUUGCGCUCGAGGUGUCGAGCAUCAAGAUAGAGCCCGGCAAAACGGCGCGGCUGGGCGUUAGGUGCACUCCCACCACGGCCGUCCCCCGCGAGGCGCUGCUCGUGCUGCUGCCCCGCCGCGACGGCAGCGCGCCCGCCGCCGCGAUGGUGUUCCAGCUGCGCGGGGCGGCGCGGGCGCGGGCGCCGCUCAAGAGGGUGGAGGUGGCGGGGCCCUUGUACGAGAUGGCGCAGUUUGACGUACACGUGGUGAACCCCUUCCCUGCGGACUGCGACUUCACUGUGACAGUGCUGCACGAGCUGCCAGAGGACGACCCCGCAGCCGCAGCUGCCCAGCAGCCGCUGCGAAGCGGCGCCAAGGGCCGCGGCAGCGGCGGCGAUGCCGCCUCAAAACCUGCACCAGGCGGCCCUGCGCCCGCAACCGGCGGCUUGAAGGGCAACCAGCAACAGCAGCAGGCCGCGGGCAAGGCGUUCGCCGACCCCUUCGGCAUCGACCGGCCCCGCCUGCGGCUGCGCGCCGGCGCCGGCGAGAAGCUGAGGGGCAGCUUCCUCCCGUUCGCCCUGGGCCAGAGCCGCGCGAUCCUGGUGCUGAAGGACGCAGAGUGCGGGGAGUUUUGCUACGAGCUGCGCGGCGAGGCGGGGCCGCCAGCGGCAUUCAUGGAACACAAGGCGGUCGCGGCGCAGGACGGCGGCGCCCAGUUUGUGGACGUCCCCCUGCCCUUUGUGAACCAGCAGCUUGAGGCGGCGCGGCGCACAUACAUGGAAAAGCACCCCCUGGGCCGUGACAAGGACCAGCUGGCUCGCCUGAGGCAGGAGCCGGGCAAGCCGCUGACGUCGCCCGCCCCCGGCGGCACGCCAGCCCCUCAGCCGGCUGCUGCUGCUGCUGCUGCGUCGGCGGCGGCGGCGGCCCAGCAGCAGGGUGCUGACGCGGCGGCGGGCGCGGGGGGCGUGAAGGCCGAGCGGGUCGUUGAGUAUGCGGUCGCAAGCAGCAGCGCCCUGGUGUCUGCGCCCGCGGCGCUCGCGCUGCGCUCAGGCGCGGAUGCGCAGCCAGGGGCCGACAGGGGCCAGCCCGCCGCCGGCGGCGGCCAGAAGGCGCAGAAGGGCGGGGCCGCCGGCGGCGGUGCCGCCGGGCGGCCGGGCGCCGGCCCGCCACCCAACACGCUGCGGCUGAGCGUGAGGCCGUCAGGGACGGGCCUGUACCCGGCGCGGGUGACGCUCAGCAGCCCGGGUGACGUCAGGGUUUUGGCCGUCGAGAUCAGCGCGCAGUGCCUGGGGCAGAGCUACGCCCUGGAGCUGGAGUGCCCCGCGCGGCAGCAGGCGUCCCAAGAGAUCCCCCUGGUCAACGCAAGCGACAGCGGGCUGUCCGUCCAGGCUACGCUUGUGACCACCAGCGGGCCCGGCGGCGACAAGGUGCCGCAGGUCUUCUCAGGCCCGCGCGAUGCCAGCGUCCCGGCCGGCGCCACCGCGCCCUACCCCCUGACCUUCCGCCCGCUCGCGCCCGGCACCUACAGCGGCCGCCUGGAGCUCUUCUUCCCGGCGACCGGGGAGAGGAAUGUGUACAGCCUGACGGGCCGCUCAGGGGAGCCACUGGAGGAGGGCCACCUGCUGGUGGAGUGCACGGCGCGCGUCCCCGUCCAGCGGCGGCUGCAGGUGCCCAACCUCCUGGGGGCGCUGCCCCUGACCUACUCGGUGCUCUGCGACCUCGACUGCCUCGAGGGACCAGAGGUGCUGCAGUGCACAAGCACCAGGUCCCCCGAGAACUACAAGUUCAGCGUCACCCCCCUGCGCAGCGGCACCUUCAUGGGCACACUCAGCUUCGUGGCGCCAGACGGCAACUACGCCUGGUUCGGCAUCGAG